UCCCCUGAAAACCAAGCCCACUGGUAGGAUGACUGUUCAGGCGAUGGGCGGAGUAGGUCGGGCAACAGGGAAGCAACAGCGAGAACUACUCAGAAUGUCUACCUGAGGUCUGAGGCCAGAUGGGCUCCAGGACGGCUUUUCCGAUGAGACAAAAAUGCUCAUAACGCUGUGCUACGUCUAUCUGUGGGUGCGCUUUCAGAAGUGCUACACAUUGGUUAUCCGGAGUACCGUGCACAGGCUGUGCGGAACGAGAAGUAGUUUUACCUUUUGCGCUGUGCGAUCAGCGACUACACAGAGCGGGCAAGACACCACCAGUGAUCAAAGUUUCAUUCAACAGCAGCGUUCUUCCUUGCCCGAAGAUACCGUUUUUCUCAAGUUAGGCAACAAGGUCAUUUACAUUACCGAGCCGCAGGCUUGCGAUGACAUUAGUAAGUGGACAUUGCUGUUGGGAUCAUCUUUGGCUUAUGGUCCAAGGACAGAAAACAUUGCUUUCAUCAUAGAGGCAGCAUCUGGACAAAGAAUUGACAUUGCUACACCUACCUCAUCAAACAAGAAGGUGCUUAAGUGGUCAGACUACUGUUUACCUCUGGCCUGCAGCCCUGGUCAGCCGUAUAAGGCGGUGGCAGAGGCCAGCGUGGAGAACUUCAGCCGGCUGGGCGUGGCCUUCAUGGAAGACCGGCUGUGGAUGGACCAUGGCCUCAUACCUGAAAAGAUAGUUUCUGUCCUCCUCAGGGACUCUGCACUUCAGGAACUCGUUGAGAAGAAACGGCUGGAGAUCCGUAACCACACGGAGCACAUCUCAGAACUGCCGGCAGAAAUCGUGCUAUCGGAACCUUCGCCGUGCGAGGAGGAGAAAGGCGGGGCGGGGGGAGGGGCCGCGCCACAAGUGGCUCAGGAGAGCAGUCUGCGGCCCACGGAGGGCCAGCGGGGACUGGAGGAGAGGCGCGUUUCGGAGGGCGGGCGUAGCGCGGGGACGGAGCAGGAGGAGGACGGGGACUGCGACUCCGCCAGGGGCAGCCACAUGGAGGGCCACCCCCACCACCUCCACCUGUCCAGCUGCCACGAGUGCCAGGAGCUGGAGAACAGCACCAUCCUGUCGGUGAAGUUCGCCUCGGCCGAGAACAUCCCCGAUCUGCCCGACGACUACGGCGGGGACGAGGGGGAGGGGGAGGGCGAGGGCGAGGGCGAGGGCGAAGGCUUCGCUGGCCAGGCCAGGAGGGUCAACCCCAGCGGCAAGCCGCCCAAUGUGGUGGUGUACGCGGGCGGCUGCCAGGUGCGGUUCGAGCAGGUGCGCUCAGUGCUGGCCGAGUGCGUGGACACGGACAGCUACGCCAUCUACCCCCUGCGGCCCCAGCAGGCCCUGAGCGAGCCCUGGCUUGACAGCGCCCUCCUGCUGGUGCUGGCGUCCGACGAGGCCCUCACCCCGCAGCUCCACGAGCGCUUCCUGGCCUACCUGGAGCGGGGUGGGAAGGUCCUGGGCCUCGGCUCCACGUUCUGCCCCGGCCCGCUGUCCGUGGUCCGCCGGGAGGGCCAGAGGAACCGGGUGCACCGGCUGAGCUUCACCAAGGCCGACUCCAGCGAGCUGGAGCUCAGCGUCGUGGCCAGCGGGAGGGCCUUUGAGCGGGAGGCAGCCCAUGACUCCGCGGGACAGGUGGAGCUUUGGGGCGAGCUGCGCGGGGACGUCCGGGACAUGGCCAUCGUCAGGGUGACGCACGGAGAGGAGGGAGGGGAGGCCAUACUCUGCCAGGUCCGACUGGAGAUUACGCCUGACUCCCAGGAAGUGGAGACCCCACAGGAUUUUGACGAGCUCAAAAUGAGCAACGCCCGGCGCUACGAGGUUCUGACCGAAGUGCUGAGCUACCUGGGACUGAGCUGUGAGCUGAGCCAGGCCCCUCCCCCAAGCCCUGUCUACCUCCUCUCCACCUCUCAGGAAUGCCGGGGCCAGCUGCUGGACUGGCUGCAGAGGCAGGUGGAUGGAGAGGGACUGCUCAAGUCCCCCAAAGUGAAGCUGAAAGUGGUUUCGUGUGCGGAGCCCCAGCCGGUCCUACCGGAGGGGGUGCUUGCCCUGGUCACCGAGCCCCCAGAGGUCGUCUCCCAGCAGUUCAGCCUGGAGACGUACCGCCUCAACCUGCGCACUCGAACCCUGGGCCGGAGCCUGCUGUACGCCGAGGUCACCCCCACCACCAUGGACCUGCUGGAGGGGUUGAUGCUCCAGUUGCCACAGGAAGUGGGGUUAAUAGCUGUGGCGGCCCGGCAGACUCGGGGCAAAGGUCGCGGGGGCAACGCCUGGCUCAGCCCGCUGGGGUGUGCCAUGUUCACCCUGCACGUGCAGGUGCCGGUCAGCUCCCGCCUGGGCCAGCGAAUCCCCUUCCUGCAGCACCUGGCUGCGCUGGCAGUGGUGGAGGCGGUGAGAACCCUGCCCGGAUACGAGGACAUUGAUUUGAGACUAAAGUGGCCCAAUGACAUUUACUACUGUGACCUCAUGAAACUGGGCGGAGUUUUGGUGAACUCAACACUUAUGGGACCAACAUUUCAUUUGCUUAUUGGUUGUGGAUUCAAUGUGAGUAACAGCAACCCCACCAUCUGCAUCAACGACCUGGUGGUGCAGCACAACCGUGAACGGGGGACGGCCCUGGAGCCUCUGAGCACGGAUCAGCUGAUCGCUCGCACCGUCACCACCCUGGAGCAGCUCAUCUCCGCCUUCCAGGAACAGGGCCCGCAGGCCGUCCUGCCCCUCUACUAUAAGAGAUGGGUGCACAGCGGCACGCAGGUGCGCCUCUGGAGCGAGGACGGCCCGAGAGCCGCCGUGGUGGGGCUGGACGACAACGGCUUCCUGCAGGUGCGGUCUCCGGAGCAGGGCGUGGUCUCGGUGCAGCCUGAUGGAAACUCCUUCGACAUGCUGAGGAACCUGAUCGUAAGCAAGCACAGCUAGGCCUCAGUGGAGCCUUGGAGCAACCACCUGUCCAGCCUCUAAAGUGUUAGCCUGGCACCAAACCAUUGGCUUACACCACAAGACAUUACUGACCAAGAUUACUUUUUUUUCUUAAUGGCAAAAUGGCCAAAAUUAUUUUCUCUCAUGUAUGAAGAUUUGAGAUUGGAACCUGGGGGAACCAAAGGACAAGGAAUAAAUCAUUUCAAAUAAAGAUAUAGGAUAAUAGUUAUAUUAUAUCAAGGAAUUGAGUGACUAUUUUUAUAGAAAAAAAAGGGAGGUGACUUGUGUGUAUUGGGAAGUCACUAACAAAGGGUAAAUUUAUUCAUCUUAAUAUUAUAGUUUUUUAUUUGUUGGAAGUUGUUAAAAUUCCUAUUUGAACAGCCGUACCAUGGAUUUGGGUUGAGUAUAUUUAAUUGUUUGAUGUAAAAAAGAUCAAUAGUCAGAUUAAUUUCAAUAUAAGCACUUAAAGAAGAAUGUAGAAUGAGCAUAUUUAAUUGUUUGAGGCAAAACAAAAUAUUAAUUUGUCAAAUUAAGUAUAAACGCUUACAUAAAAUUUAUAAUGUAAUUUGUGUGUGAGUUGAGUGACUUGUUAAGAACUGUAAGUCUUCCUUUUUUGUACCAACAGUGUAUUAAGUAUUCCUGUACAUGGGGCUGAUUUUCAUUUGCUUAAAUCUUGAUGCUUUAAAUUCUAGACAUCGCAACCCACAGCUGUAUUUCUUUUUAACAUGGAUCUGGUAGGCCUCGUCGAUCUGGUAUGUGAUAGACAUUGAACAUUUCAACGUCUUCUGGUCUUCUGGUCUUCAGGUGUACAGAAGCGAAUUGCUUAACAGUGCUCGGAUGGUAUUGACGUGUUAGGUCACCCAGUUUAAUGCAGAAGUAUCAUUUUAGAUGCAAACACAUUGUAAUAGACUUCCAAAAAAGCUGGCUCCUAUCCAGAAGGCAGGAACGUGCAAAUAGAUUUAUGUUAAACAUUUAGUUUCACGGCUCUGAAUAACCAAAGGCCUGUACCCUGUUUUAAGUGUUGUGCACUUAUAUGAUCCAAAAUGAUUUUGAAACACAAGCACCUUUUUCUGUUCUUAGGGGCUGUAUGUUGGACUUUUUCUUAUUGAUGAGAUUGAACUAUCUGUUAAGAUUGUGCCUCAUAUUUACGUCUAUUUUAAAUGCGCAUGCUGGACUUAUACCUGGUCUUUCACUAAUUGCAUUGUUUUAGCUAUUGCAAUUGGUAGUUAUAAUGGAACAAUGAUCAGACGACCUCUCGCGUUUGUAUUUUGAAGUGAUUGGCUUAUUUUGUUGUUAAGUGAAAUUGCUCUUGAACAUCACUUGACUAAACUCCUGUGUUGAAUAACACAACAGAGAAAUUGACUGCUUGAUGUGAUAAUUUGUAUGUGUUUUCAUACUUACUAAUAACUGGAUUACCCUGGAUCUUCACCCCUUUCAAUCAGUCCUUCAAAUAUGCAGUUGCAUAGAAUAGAAGUGAAUUUACAGAGAGCAGGUUGUGCUAACCAUUGUGGUUGUGGUAACCAUUACCGGGAAAAGAUUUGGGUUUUCCUUAGGGUCUGAGUUUGUGUAUCUGUAAAAUGUAUCAUUAACAACAAGCUGAUGAGUGUUUUGGCUUUAGUUAGUUUGUUUUAGUUAAAUAGUUUGCAAUACAGUACUAAGUAUGGACCCUCCACUAUUAAAAGUCCCUGUUCAGUCUCUUUCUUCUUGCAGUUAUAGUGUUUCUGAAGCUUUAGUUAGUUUGUUUUAGUUAAAUAGUUUGCAAUACAGUACUAAGUAUGGACCCUCCACUAUUAAAAGUCCCUGUUCAGUCUC
Messenger RNA from Anguilla anguilla (European eel), 4744 nucleotides. It is a transcript of the gene hlcs, whose product is annotated as holocarboxylase synthetase (biotin-(proprionyl-CoA-carboxylase (ATP-hydrolysing)) ligase). Gene Ontology annotation, molecular function: biotin--[biotin carboxyl-carrier protein] ligase activity. Bases 155 to 2932 code for a protein of 925 amino acids. The record is from RefSeq and is a predicted model, not a curated record. The transcript is spliced from 11 exons. Gene Ontology annotation, biological process: protein modification process. Gene Ontology annotation, cellular component: cytoplasm. NCBI's taxonomy places the organism in Eukaryota, Metazoa, Chordata, Actinopteri, Anguilliformes, Anguillidae.